UUAAUUUAUUACAAUCUUGGUCUAUUAUGUGCUACCGGUACCGAGCGCUGGAACAAGCAGGUAGCCCUGAAGAUGGCGAGAUUGCGGAAUUAUUUUUAUCUACCGUAAAAAGAAAGAGAAAAGAAAAUGGACGUGAAUCGGGAUGAGAUCGUUAGAGUUUUGAGACAGGAAAAAACAAGAUCGAGAACAAAGGUGAGGCGAGAGUGACGUCAUAGACAUCGACGUAGGCGUCGAUCAGGAGAGAAACAGAGAUGGAAUAAAAAAGAUAAAGAUCUUUUAAUAACCUUCCCAGAAGGCACCCGAGAGAGAAAAAGAGAGAGAAAAAGAGAUAAUACACAGGGAAUUCGCAUUAUAAGAUAUCGUUAAAUCAUAUCCCUGGGGAUACCCUACGUGAGCUAGACAAAGGAAUACCGUCUCAAUAAGGAAUACCCUUGGAAACAAUCUCGUCAUGUCUGGCGAUGGCUUCUGAGAGCCCUUUAGUUUCAAUUCGUAUAAUGAUUGCAAAAUCGCAAAUAUCGUGACACAAGAAUCUCAUGCGUGCUGCAUGGGCACGUCUGGAUUGCACACAAUUACAGAUGUUAUUUUCUGAGAAAUUAUUACAUUACUCGAUUCCUGGAUGUAAUAUUCUGCACAUGAUACAUGUUAUAAUACGAGGCAGCUUAUAUAAAGUGAAAACAAUGAAAGUAGCGACUUUCCUUAUAUUGAAAUCCACUAAGAAAUUUAACAGUAUGUUCCAGAUCAUUUAUUUAUAAAUUUGAAGCGAAUAGACAAGCGCUGAAAGAAAAGACGAAAUUGGUGAAGCUGCUUUCUGAUCUUCAAGAAUCAAAGAUUUGCAACUGCAGUCAAAAUCAAUUUCUAGCAAUCCCCCGCUUUAGUUUCUCUCUUGGAAGCGUCGCUCUGAACGGUCGGCACGAUUUUAUUAAUACCCGCGGACGAUGCCAGAAAGUGAAGAAAAAGUCUCGAGAGAGACGGCGCAGCUUGAGCACCAAAAAUAAUCAGACCGGAGGUGAAUCUCGUAGCCGGUUUGUCCCAGUGGCAGAUGCCAUCUGAUCGCGAGGUUUCUUUCAUGGAUAUCCGUGUCUUUUCUAAAAAAGAGUGAAGAAGCGUUAUACGAUCGGAAACGAAUAUCCAUCGCGGAGGAAGGAAAAGAAGACAGGAAAGAGGGACGCGGCUUAGUUUUGUUCAUGCCGACGACGACAGGUCAAUGUCUUGUCUCUUAUUUCGCGCUGAUGUUCGCUGUAUGUCUGGCCAAAGAUGCGCACAUAGUGGGCAGAUGGGCGGACAAGUUGGGUACCGAUUUAUGGGAACUCGCAAACGAAGUUGCUCGACCCGAGGAAUUGUUGGAAAAAUACAGGAGCAUGAACACACGAGUCGAGGACAAGUCCGGAGAAGAAUUAGUCAGCAUAAUCAGCGAGAAUGUAGGUAGGAUGCUGCGCCGGAAGAUGGAUGCUGUCACCUGCAUCCGAAUAGCAGCCGAAGCAGCGACGGAAGAUUGGAACGAGCCUCUUGUGGACGGCAAUUUCUCCUACGUUUCCGGCAAGUGCAGCCCUGUCAACGGGGAGAAUUAUUCAGUGAAUGACACGCAAUGCGACAGGAAGAAUGAGACGAGCAUUCUGUACAGAAACAUGGAUCUAACCGCGGAUUCGCAUUUUUAUAAUAUUCCGGUGAACACAAGCCAUUCGUCGGUUCAUAUACCAACCAACGUAUUCGAUCUCACGGAAGAGGUUGAAGAGGAUAUUAUGAGGACCGAGGUGUUGGAUGAUAUGUUUCGUCAGAAUUACGAGUCCGAUCCCGCAUUAUCAUGGCAGUACUUUGGUUCAGUCACCGGCAUGCUCAGACAAUAUCCCGCCAUGCAGUGGCGAACGAGUGUAGAGGAUGAUGACACUGACGAGAAGCCCGCUGAUCUUUACGAUUGCAGAGUGCGCAGUUGGUUUAUUGAAGCAGCCACAUGCAGCAAAGACGUGGUGAUCCUGAUAGACGUUAGCGGCAGCAUGACCGGCAUGGGAAAGACGAUCGCGAAGACAACUGUGAACUCGAUCCUGGAUACGCUAUCGAACAAUGACCUCGUCACGUUGCUAAAGUACUCGAACGAGACCACCGAGCUGGUGCCGUGCUUCAAGGACAUGCUAAUUCAGGCCACUCCAGAGAAUCUCGACACAUUCAAAAAAUCCUUGGACACUCUCAAGACGGAGGGCCCUGCAAAUCUCACGGAUGCUUUCACCAAGGCGUUCAAUCUGCUUAAGACUUACCGGGAAUCUCGUGGUUGCGACGCCGACACGCCGUGCAAUCAGCUCAUCAUGGUCGUCACAGACGGCAUUGCUGGAAAUCUAACGGAGAUAUUCGAGAAAUGGAAUCGGGAAGAAAACGGUACUCGCAUACCGGUGCGAGUUUUUCCAUUUCUUUUGGGGAUGGAAGUGACCAAGGUGCGCGAGAUACAAAGGAUGGCAUGCUUGAACCGAGGCUCAUGCAAGCACGUGCAUACGCGGGAGGAAGUACGCGAGCAAGUGCUCAAGUACAUCCCGGUUGUGGCGCGUCCCCUGGUAAUUCAGGGCGUGGUGCAUCCUAUUGUGUGGACGCAUGUUUACGCCGAUAUCACGAAUCCGGCACUUGCCGCUUGGCUGUGGCGGGUGAUGGAACAUAAGGAUCAAAAGUCGCGUCUGCAAAAAUACUUCAAGGGAAAACAGCUGGGCGUGCGAAUAAACGAGGAUGCAAUCUACAUAACGCAGCUUGACAAGGACGAGAAUAUUGAAGAGGAUCCGUUCACCCUGAAUACGACUGCCUGGCAGGAAUACAGACUGCUGACUUCCGUGGGUACGCCCGUGUUCGAUCAUAGGAAUAAACAACGCGACAACAAUACACGCGUGGUGAAGGACGCGUUAUUCGGUGUGGCCGGCACAGACGUGCCAAUCGAUGACAUCCGCAAGCUUACGUUACCAUACAAGCUCGGCGUGAAUGGCUACGCCUUCAUCGUGUCCAAUAACGGCUACGUGAUACUGCAUCCGGAUCUGCGGCCAGUCUACAAAGGCCAGCUUAAAAUGAACUAUAAUAGUGUUGACCUCACGGAGGUCGAAGUACUUGACGACGGACGUGGGCCGAGGAACCCUGGUCCUGAAAUAUUGGAGCUGAGAUCAGCGUUGGUCGAUCACAAGAAUGGUAGCAUGAAAGGGAUCCCCGUGAAGUUACAUUACGAUGAUAAUCGUCGUGUCACUCUUGAGAAACGCAAUUACUUUUAUGCGCCUUUGCCUGGCACGCCGUUCGGCCUCGCGGUCGCCUUACCUAAUUAUGGAACGACUUGGAUCAAGGUCGGCGAUGAGAUCCGCCGGAAUCAAAAUAUGAAUAUCAACGUGUCGGACUAUUUUACGGGCGAUCACUGGCGCGUGCAUCCGAGCUGGGUGUAUUGUCGCUACCACUAUUUGGAGACUCACCGGUUCGAUCGUCCCGAGGACGAAGUACGCCAUUUCCUGGCGCUGAUGAGUCGACCCGGUUGGCGCUGGUCCGAACAGUACGAGGCUUAUCCACCCGCGAACGAAGACGGGAUCGAUCAGGAGCCCAAUUGUGGCAGGCAAACGCUCAAGUACGACGAUUACUACUGCAACAAGGAACUUAUGCAGUUGCUAGUGUUCGACGCCAAGGCAACAAAUAACAGUUUCCGCGGCGACUACUUGGAGAACUUGCCGCCCAAGGCCCGAAAUCUAGCAGAGCUUUACGGCAUCUUCAUAAGAUUCAUCGCGACGCAAAGCGGUCUGACUAGAUGGCAUCACCUCAAUAUUAGCAAACUGGCGGAUGCGGAUGACGGCAUUGUGUUCGGCGAUCUUCACAGACGAGCGGUGAAUGAACCUUGGUACAAAGGUGCGAUCUUUCAAAACGAGAUGGAUCCCAACAGCAUCUUUUUAUCCGUACCCUGGGAAGCGGGUACGGAUGCGGUGGUGACGGCGUCGAUGACCCUUUCGCCUAAGGAUGGUGGCAAGAAAGCGCCAGCAGCUGUGGUGGGCUUUCAAAUGUCAAUGGCGGAUCUCUAUAAACGAUUCAUCGCACUUACUUCAGUGACGACGAAUCCCGCCAUGAAUUGCAACAAUAAAUGGAUCGAUUGCUACCUGUUGGAUCAGAACGGCUACGUAGUUAUUUCGGAGGGACAUAACGAUACCGGGCAAUUUAUGGGCACCCUGGAAGGCGCCAUUAUGACGUCCAUGAUCGGGCAAGGUCUCUAUAAUUCAUUUGACAUCUAUGACUAUCAAGCUUGGUGCCAUGAGGUUCGAAUCAGUAACUCUGCCAACAACAUGAUGGAACCGUUGCGAUACGUUGGUAGGCUCUUAGUUUGGUUUUUGCUGCGAUUGAUAUGGUUCGCGACGCAAUUUGUAAAUUUGCCUGGUAUCCACGCCAAAGUCCAUAACGAUGAGGACGCACCUGCACCGUCACCACCACCAACCCGCUAUCUCCAUCACUAUCCUUGCGAUCAGAAACGGACACUUUACAUGCUGAAUGAGACCAUCGCGGCCAAGGGCGUCACCAAUCAUUCCGAUUACUGCUCAAGGCCAUUUUAUGCUCAGAGAGUGACGCAUACGAAUCUCCUUUUGGUCGUGGUGGACAGCAUGUAUCCAACGUGCUAUAAAAGACUGGAAGUAACCCCUGUCAGCAUCUCACCCCUCGAGUACACAAAUAGCACGACCGACAAACCUUGUCACAAAAUUCCGCUGAAUGCUUUAAAGAGGCGUAGGCUGAAAAGUUGCUUCACGGAACAUCCUCUGGAACUUGAAAUUGAUUGCGGAGGAUCCUCUGAAUUGACGAUGUCCCUGUUGUUAUUAUGGAUUACCGUCUUUAAGGCUCUGUAUGCCUUUGUAUGACAAUAAAAACUUAGUCUCAUACACACACACACACACACACACACACACACACACAUUCAUAUAUACAUACACAUACAUUCAUAUAU
Molecule: messenger RNA, 4927 nt
Organism: Camponotus floridanus (Florida carpenter ant)
Lineage: Eukaryota; Metazoa; Arthropoda; Insecta; Hymenoptera; Formicidae
Gene: Ca-Ma2d
Product: voltage-dependent calcium channel subunit alpha-2/delta-3
Exons: 17
Coding region: 1185-4841 (1218 amino acids)
Cellular component (GO): voltage-gated calcium channel complex
Molecular function (GO): voltage-gated calcium channel activity
Source: RefSeq, a predicted model, not a curated record